AUGAACGUGUGGUUCAGCCUCUCGUACGGGGACUGGAUGGCUGCGAAGAAACCCAAGUCCAAAACGUUGGUGUCGGGGGAAUUGAUGGUUGUGCAGCGCGUCGGACGGGGGUACAUGGGCACGGGCAUUGUCGUGUUGCAACUUCAUGACACUGUGGUCACUUGGCCACUUGGAAGCGAUUGCAGGCAGUACAUUAUCGACCAAUAA
Molecule: messenger RNA, 207 nt
Organism: Aphanomyces invadans
Lineage: Eukaryota; Oomycota; Saprolegniomycetes; Saprolegniales; Verrucalvaceae
Exons: 3
Coding region: 1-207 (68 amino acids)
Source: RefSeq, a predicted model, not a curated record